Messenger RNA from Laetiporus sulphureus 93-53, 363 nucleotides. RefSeq lists its product as uncharacterized. The record is from RefSeq and is a predicted model, not a curated record. The transcript is spliced from 3 exons. Bases 1 to 363 code for a protein of 120 amino acids. Lineage: Eukaryota; Fungi; Basidiomycota; Agaricomycetes; Polyporales; Laetiporaceae.
AUGUCCAGCAGCUCCGCGCCGAGGGCGCUGCAGGUUGUUUUGCGAGCGCGCAAAUGUCAGCGUUUCGGGCAAAGUCAUCAUGACAAUCAGGGUACUGGGCAGAAUCAAGCUCCGGGCGAGAAGACGGAGCUCGCUGCCGAGGCAGUCCCGCCGGGAGGUAGCCAGCAGGCCACUCGCACCGACGAGGACGCAGAUGCUGUCACCCAACGUCCUCGCUGUCUCCUUUCCCAUGGACCGGUCAUCCACGAGGAAUGUAAUCUUGGCGCUCGGUCGGAUCCUUCCGACGAUGAUACGGUCGAUGAUCGCAUGUUUUCCCCGUUCCCCGCACCGCAUCGUGAGGUCACCUGGAUGGACGAUAUUUGA